Molecule: messenger RNA, 753 nt
Organism: Bufo bufo (common toad)
Lineage: Eukaryota; Metazoa; Chordata; Amphibia; Anura; Bufonidae
Product: trypsin-like
Exons: 5
Coding region: 1-753 (250 amino acids)
Biological process (GO): smooth muscle cell migration; plasminogen activation
Molecular function (GO): serine-type endopeptidase activity
Source: RefSeq, a predicted model, not a curated record
AUGUUCUUUCUGUUGGUGGCUGCUCUCCUGGGUUCCAUCGUCCAUGGGCGCUCCUAUGACCGGAUUAUUGGGGGUUUCGUAUGUCCGCGAAACUCCAAGCCUUGGCAAGUCAGCCUUCAAUAUUUCGACCAGCAUGCUUGUGGAGGAGUCCUGAUAGAUGAGAACUGGGUCCUGACAGCAGCACAUUGUGAAUUGCCGAGUCUGCAGAUUCGCCUUGGAGAACAUAAUCUGGACGUUUAUGAAGGGACAGAGCAGUUCAGCUACGCUGAGAAAAUAUGUCCUCACCCAGGUUUUAACCCACGAACCUAUGACAAUGACAUCAUGCUACUGAAACUGGCUUCUCCUGCCACCCUCGAUGAGUACGUCCAGACCAUCCCCAUCGGCUGCCCCUUACCCCCUGAUGGGACCAAGUGCUUUGCCUCAGGAUGGGGGUCCACCACCAGUCCUGAUGGAACCUUUCCAGCUGAGCUGCACUGUGUGAAACUGAACACUGUUCCCGACAAUAUCUGCAUGGACGCUUAUCCCGGGGAGAUAACGGAGAACAUGCAUUGCGCCGGAGUCAUGGAGGGUGGGAAGGACACCUGUCAGGGAGACUCUGGGGGACCCCUGGUGUGCAAUUCAAAAUUAUCCGGAAUCACUUCAUGGGGUAACGUACCAUGUGCCGUACCCAAUCUUCCAGGCGUAUACACUAGACUGUGCAAUUACCUGGACUGGAUCCAAGGCACCAUUACAAAUGGCGACUGUCUCCAAUAA